AUGUCAGACUGGAUCCAGAAAGGUGCUUCAGAGCGCUUCUACAUCACUCCCGUACACGACCUCAUUUCCUGUUUAACUGCUGGGUGGCGACGAUACGCAGUGGUAAACAGAUCCCUCAGCAUGCCUACCCGUCAUGUAUCUGACUCGGACCUGACUAGGGUGCCCGAUAAUGUAUUGUUCGGAGUCCCUGUAUUUACUGCGUACUAUGGUCUGAAGGAUAUUUGGCAAUUCAAGGAAGGAGAAUCGCUAAUUGUCAUGCGGCUGCGGGAUCUUAUUGACGCGACCCCAGACGUUGUGGAUGCAUACUUUGACAAGUGGUGGCGGGACGUUGGGAAACCCACGACGGGUGCUACCUGGACUGAAGUAUUCGCCAACCGUUUAACAAUCCAAGGCUUCAUUAUCCUCGACUUUAUGUUCCCGAAGGACGGGUCCGACAGAGUAGCCACAGAAGCAUUUCUGAAAAUUGCUGGUGCACUUCAGCGAGGAGAUAUCACGCUCAAGAAGGCCGAGGACAUCGUGGAGGCCCCCUUCAUAGAUACCCCAAAUGUUUGGGAAAGACUCUUCACUGGCGCCAAUACUGGGAAGUUGGUGACAAAGCUUAAUUUCAGCGCAUGA
Suillus clintonianus is the source of this 615-nucleotide messenger RNA. RefSeq lists its product as uncharacterized. The transcript has 7 exons. The record is from RefSeq and is a predicted model, not a curated record. Lineage: Eukaryota; Fungi; Basidiomycota; Agaricomycetes; Boletales; Suillaceae. Bases 1 to 615 code for a protein of 204 amino acids.